Messenger RNA from Colletotrichum orchidophilum, 1374 nucleotides. Its product is annotated as WD repeat domain-containing protein. The record is from RefSeq and is a predicted model, not a curated record. The coding region runs from base 1 to 1374 and encodes 457 amino acids. NCBI's taxonomy places the organism in Eukaryota, Fungi, Ascomycota, Sordariomycetes, Glomerellales, Glomerellaceae. Gene Ontology annotation, molecular function: protein binding. Gene Ontology annotation, biological process: iron-sulfur cluster assembly. The transcript has a single exon. Gene Ontology annotation, cellular component: cytosolic [4Fe-4S] assembly targeting complex.
AUGAGUCCGUCGGCUGAGGCGCCGAAGACGGCGGUCCAGGUCCUCCCUCUCACACCCUUCACACCCGAUCUCUACGAGCGCGCCUGGUGCUCUGUACCUCACCCCACGCUGCCGCUCAUUGCGACCGCAUAUGCCAAAUCAGUCAAGAUAUUCUCGCUCUCGUCGCUUUCCUCCCACAGCACCCUGACAGGAGGCCACACCCGCUCCAUCCGCUCGGUAGCUUGGAAACCCAACCUCCCUCCUCACCAGCUGUGCCUCGUCACCGGCAGCUUCGAUUCCACGGCCGGACUUUGGCGCUGGGACGGCGAACUGCCAUUUUCCGGUGACGGCGAUGCUGCGGCCGCAGAACCCCUCGAGAUCGACCUGAGCAAGGCGGCGCGUCGCUCUCUCGACAAUGCGGACAGCGAUGGCGAGAAGGACUGGGAGUUCACUCUUGUCCUCGAGGGUCACGACUCAGAGAUCAAGGGCGUCUCCUUUGCGCCGUCCGGCGCGUACCUCGCCACGUGCAGUAGAGACCAAACGGUAUGGAUAUGGGAGGAUGUGGGCGCCACCGAGGGGGACGACGAGUGGGAGACGGUCGCCGUGUUGAACGAGCACAACGGCGACAUGAAGGGCAUCGCGUGGUGUCCCGACGUGCCGGGACGCAACUCACGGAGGAGAUACAGCGCCGACGUCCUUGCGAGCGGCAGCUACGAUAACACCGUCCGCAUAUGGCGCGAGGACGGCGACGGAGAAUGGGUCUGCGUGUCGGUGCUGGAGGGUCACGAAGGCACCGUAUGGGGUGUGCAAUGGGAGCAGAAACCGAGAGAGGACGGCGCCUUCCCAAGGUUGCUCAGUUACUCCGCCGACCAGACAAUACGGAUAUGGACGCUGCAGGUUGAGGACGAGGAAAAUGAGACGGGUGGACGUGGGGGCUUUGGCGGUGGAUUGAGAGGCAUUCCCAAUACCAUGCGGAGAUCGCUGCGCGAAGAAUGGGUGUGCACAGCGAUCCUGCCCAAGGUGCAUACGCGUGAUAUUUACUCGGUAACUUGGAGCGCGACAACGGGGCUAGUGGCCAGCACGGGAAGUGAUAGCAUCAUCGCGGUGUACCGGGAGGACGAGAGCGAGGAACGCAAGACGGAUGAUGCCGGGGACGUCGUAUCGAUGGAGAGCGAUGCAAUUCCUGCAGGUGGAAAGCCGGAUGAUGUACCAGUGGGAUCGAACAAGUGGCGCGUCGUGGCAGAGGUGCCCAAUGCCCACGGCCCGUAUGAGGUCAACCACAUUACAUGGUGCAAACGAUACGAUGCAGGCUCGGAGAGGAAGGGCGUCGAGGAGAUGUUGGUCACGACCGGAGAUGAGGGAUUGGUCAAGCCUUGGCAGGUAAUCCUGUCGUAG